Messenger RNA from Schistosoma mattheei, 2420 nucleotides. The record is from the annotation of a GenBank genome assembly. Lineage: Eukaryota; Metazoa; Platyhelminthes; Trematoda; Strigeidida; Schistosomatidae.
UUUACAUGUAGAUAAAGCGCCUGAAUGAGUUAAGCCGUUGCAAUGAGAUUACGACCGUUUCUUCCGAAUAUUUUUGUCAAGCGUUGUGCGAAUAUCACUUCUCCUUGUCGUACAUGUACAGCUUUUAAACCGAGUUGUUUUUCAGACCAUGGUUCUUAUUUCGCCCCUAGGAUAUCUUUACGACAACUGCACUUCAGUCCCUGUAUUUUUGCUAUACGUGUAGUUAAUGUACCUCCAUUCGCCGAAUCUGUCACAGAAGGGGAUAUUGUAUGGAAAAAGGCCGUCGGUGAUACAGUAAAUGUAGACGAUUUGGUUGCGGAAAUCGAGACUGACAAAACUAAUGUUCCUGUCCCAGCCCCAUGUUCAGGUGUGAUAACACAAUUUCUUGUUGAAGAUGGGGGAAAAGUUACUGCAGGUCAAGAUAUUUUUAAAAUAGAGGAGGGUGAUGUUCCAACUUCCACGGUUUCUGAAAAGCUACCCCAAGAGACUGCGAAAAAACAGCCUGAAGAGAAGCCUCUCGUCUCACCUCGAGCUCCUUCAUCAGUUACUCCACCUCCAGAAAUAGCUCAAAGUCUUGCAACAGCUUCAUCCUUAUCCCCAUCUCUUGAUAGUGCACGUGCAGAACAGCGUGUAAAGAUGAGCCGUAUGAGGCUUCGGAUCGCCCAACGUCUAAAAGAUGCCCAGAAUACGUGUGCGAUGUUAAGCACAUUUAAUGAGAUUGAUAUGUCAAAUCUUUUCGAACUUAGAAGUCAGUAUAAAGAUAUCUUUUUAAAAAAUCAUGGUGUGAAGUUAGGAAUGAUGUCUACGUUUGCUAAAGCUUCUGCAGUUGCUCUUAUGGAUCAACCAGCCGUCAAUGCUGUCAUUGAUGGCCCGGACAUUAUAUACAGAGAUUAUGUUGAUAUUAGUAUUGCAGUGGCAACCCCUAAGGGUCUUGUUGUUCCUGUAUUGCGCAAUGUUGAGAAAAUGAAUUAUGCUGAUAUUGAACGUGGUAUCAAUGAUUUAGGUGUGAAGGCCCGUGACGGAAAACUGGCUGUUGAAGAUAUGGAUGGAGGGACUUUUACAAUUAGCAACGGUGGUGUGUUUGGCUCAUUGUUUGGUACCCCUAUAAUCAAUCCACCCCAAUCUGCAAUCUUAGGUUUGUAUGGCGUAUUUGAUCGACCGGUUGCACGAAAUGGACAAGUUGUCAUCCGUCCAAUGAUGUAUGUUGCCCUAACUUAUGAUCAUCGUUUGAUCGACGGUCGUGAAGCAGUAACGUUUUUACGUAAAAUCAAGGAAUUUGUUGAGGAUCCACGAACAUACUUCCUUCAGAUUUAAACAAUAUGCUUUUUAUGAAAAAUAUUUCAAGUACAUUGUUAAUUUUCAAGUUUUAAAAUUUAUUCAAGUUUUCUUUUCAUUUAGCGUUCUAAAAUGCAACUAGUAACAAUUACAAACCUUUUAGUUUUUGUAUACAUAUAUAUACAAGUAUUCGUAUAGUACUUUCAUACUUUCAUAUUUCAGUCGUUCAUGAACAGAGUAUGUAUUAUUUGUUCUUAGUUUAUGGAAGAAUAAUCUGUUUCUUAGAGUUUCUGCAAGGUAUUUGUAUAUUUUAUUCUCAAUAAUUAUUUCUGACCCAUUUUUAUGCGCCAGACUCUGUAAUUCUUAAUCGUAUACUUAGAUAUUUAAGUAUAUAUUAUUAGUUCAUCCUUAAUUAAUUUGUUCUUGUAAUGAUUUUCUAGAGUUAUUAAAAUGCAGUAAUCUGUUGACAGUAGCUCUAUGAGUUUUAUUUUUUUCAUAUUUUUAUUUGAUAUUCAACUACAGUGGGGAUAAUUAGAUAAUUGUACUGCUUAGUCAACUAAAUUUUGUCUUAUCCUCUGUUGCAGCACAAAGACUAUGGUUGUCGUAUCUCCAACUUGUAAACAUAUUAAUCAAACCUGGAAAUUAUCAGAUCGCCUGUUUUGAUUUGUAUAUAAAUUACAAGUGUAUCGUCUAUUUUGAGGCAGUCAACAAGAACUGAGCCAAAAUAUGCUCGUUAAUUAUUGCAUUUACAUCAUCCAGGUGACUAGUUGUGCCUAUGAAAUGCUAAUCUUUACUUUCUUAAACUUAAAAUCUCUCUUCGUCUUAGAUCUUUCUGGCUUCUGAAAGAUUUUUUGAACUAUUUGCUGUUGUAAUGCUAUCAUAAUUACUUCGUCAACUCAUUCGGCAUUAGUAAUUAUUUUUCUUACAGGUUCUGUAUAAUAACUCAUAUAGUGACAUUAAAAUUGAAUAUAAGGGGAAGAUGCAAUUUGUAACGGCAUUGGGAACGAAGACUAACUUUCAAGCAUUUAAAUUAUAUUCAUAAAAGACGUAUUCCUUAAUGCAUGUCUUUUUAAUAGUACUCAUUUGGUUGAUAUCUGAGAUUAGUUACUCAGUGUCAGUCAAUAAAUCGAGCAUUCUGAAAAGUG